This is a messenger RNA of Paramecium pentaurelia, 1374 nucleotides long. Lineage: Eukaryota; Ciliophora; Oligohymenophorea; Peniculida; Parameciidae. The record is from the annotation of a GenBank genome assembly.
UAUGGUAAGUUCAUUUAUUGAUAUAUAGAGAGGACUCACAACUAAUUUGGAUUUAUUGACAAAUAUCACUCUCUUCUAUUUAAAGAUUGUGUUGAAAUAAACAUAUUCAAGAUUAAAGGACCCUAAUUAAGAGCAAACAUAAUCAGCUAUCAAUCUAAUGUAUUUUGGAUUAUUCAUUACAAUCUGUAUUGCACCAAUCACAGUCUUUAUAAUGAGUUACAAUCAAAGUAUUUCAUUUGCCAAGACAGCAUUUCUUUAUGGAAUCUCUGCAGGUAAUUAUUCAUAUUGAAAUUUAGUAAUUGAUGGAGCUUCUGAACCAUAUGCUGUUCAAUGGGUUAUUUAAUUAAAAUUGAAUGUAAUUGCUAAAGCAGAAGGCUUAGCAGUAUUUAUGAAAACAAUAGUCCUCUAUGUAUUAUUGGGGAAAUAUACUAGAGAAUUCUUUUAAAUAGAAACUAUUAUUGGAUUUGGAAUUGCUUAGGUUAUAUAUUCAAUAUUCAUUUUUGCUUAUAUAUUUUCAUUAUCCAAUUAAACCAAAUUUAAAUAAAUAAAUAAAGAAGGAGUAUAUGUUGUAGCAGAGAUGAAGUAAAUAGGUUAUCAAUUUACAUUGAUGGCUUUUAUGAAAUUUUUAUUAUAAGAAUUAGAAAAAAUAGUCAUGGUUAUUUACAACAAUCCCAUCAUCUCAGGAGAGUAUACCUUAAUAAGUCAUAUUGGUUCAAUAAUCCCUCGUUUUAUAUAUGUUAACAUAGAAUAGAUAGCAUAUAAUCUAUUCCCAAAAAUUAAUUAAGAUGAAUAAACUUAAUUGUUAUAGAAAUAUUUGAAGUUUUUGAAUUUAGUUGGAAUAAGUAUUAUAAGUGCUGGUAUACCUUGUGCUUCUGCAUUCUUGUAAAUUUAUGGUUCCUAAUGGACUUCAGAUUCAUGUACAUUGGCAAUGUAAUUUUAUUGUAUUUACAUUUGGAUUAUGGGUAUAAAUGGAAUUACAGAAAGUUAUGUGAAUUCUACAAUAGCUACAAAAGAUAUGUGGUGGUAUAGAUAUUUACUUAUAGCUUAAACAAUUAUAUAUAGGUAUUUAUUAUCAUAUACUUAUUCAGUUUAUCUUUAAUCAUAAUGGUUCAAUUAGGAUCAUCAGGAAUUAUUAUCUCAAAUAUUCUAUCAAUGUCAGUUAGAAUAUUUGUGUCAUUUAUAAUAAUCCAUAAAUCAGGUAUAUAAAUUUAAUGGAAAUCAAUAAUGCCAAAAUUCAUGAUACUUUAUUUUUUUGGAUUCUUCCUUUAAUAUUUAAUAUAAGGGUUUAAAUUAUUAAUUUUGACAGCCCUAUAUUAUGGUAUCCUGGGUUUAAUAAACAUAAGAAUAGUAAUCAAUGUGAUAAAGAGUAAUUGA